AUGGCACCGAAAAAGAGAAAGCUCGCCACACGAGCAAGGUCCCAGCGGGUCGUGGAGCGUGAUGUCCUGACCUCCUCAGCACCAGCCUUUGUCAGCUCCGGCCGUGGCAAGGGAGAGAAAGUUUGCGGUGCUUGCUUGCUGCCGAUCGAGUCUGACGCGCAGGUGGGAGCAAUCGACAACUGCACGCAUCUUUUCCAUCACAGUUGUGUCGAAAAGUGGUCAGAGACUGAAAACAGCUGCCCGCAAUGCAAGACCCGAUUCUUCUGGCUGGCAGCUUACGAUGAAAGUUGCAAAAGGACCUCGUUGACAAGGAUCGAAAGUAAAGACCAAGAGGAGCAGGAGGACGAAGCAUUCGAAGAAAUUUCGGUCUGCGAGAUGUGCCAUCAAGUUGGUGACGAGAGCCAGCUGCUGCUUUGCGACGGCAUGCAUGGCACCUGCAAUGCUACAUUUCACGUAGCUUGUGUUGGGCUUCAUGAAGUACCACGGGGAGCCUGGUUUUGUCCAGACUGUAUCGAGCGUGGUUUCGAUGUUGAUGCGCAAGGACGUCGUGGAACCUCGCAGAAGAAGGACGACACUGUCGAGGUGACGCCGACUCGCCGUGCAACACGAACAGAUGCUCAAAGCGUCACAAAUCAAGAGAGCACUCCUCCGCCAGCUGAGCUCCCUCGCCGUUUGCCAAACAGGGGGAAUCGAUUUCCGUCACAGCUGCAGCUCAGCGCAUUGGCAUGCGUGACUCCGGCAGUUGAAGUUCCUGUGUUCAAUGGAGCAAAUGAACGUCCACAACCAGAAGGCCUUUUUGCAACUUUUGCUGCACGGCGACGAGCACGGCGUGGCUCUGAAACCCAGCAGAGAACCAGCUUCAUCUCAUUGAAUCCGAGUUACGAGGACGAUUUCAUGGCCAAUCAAAAAGACGAAGCGAAGGGGAUGACUCGAUCAACUGCAGUCAACCUGACCUUUGAACGGCCGCUGGUGUUGCGCAUUGCCCUUCGAAAGUCAGAGGAUGAGCCGCUGGGGCUUGUGCUGCGCCCGACAGAAAGCGAUGCGAUGAUCGUGGAGGUUCAGCCCGGCUUAAUACGCACCUGGAAUAAGGCGGCCUCACCGACAACGACGGUGAAGAAAUCCGACCGCAUCAUUGCUGUGAAUGGCAGCUCCGGGUCAGGCCAAGACCUCAUGAAGAUUAUCGAGACCGAUGAUGUGUUGGACCUUCGAGUAUUUUCAUGGCAGGCAUAUCUUGAUCUGGGUCUCAGCUGA
Symbiodinium sp. CCMP2592 is the source of this 1251-nucleotide messenger RNA. The record is from the annotation of a GenBank genome assembly. NCBI's taxonomy places the organism in Eukaryota, Dinophyceae, Suessiales, Symbiodiniaceae.